AUUAUAUCAUUUUGACAUUUGAAGUGAAAGUUAUUGAAUUACAUGGUAUUUGUUCUUGUUCAGUAUAUUUAUUAUUUUGUGUUUAUAAAACAGACAGCUAAGUAGUUAGUUUUAUUAAAUGAUACGUUAAUUUGCUUGUUCACAACAGACGAUAAGUACAAUGGCUGAUUCAGGAGUCGAUACAGGCAACGAAAGCAGCGAUAACACAGUUUUUGACCAUCCACAUCACGUCUUGGAAUUUAGUCCUCCACCGAUACCAAUUAACAUUUCUGGUCAAGCAAUGCCCAUUGAUUUCUUUGGUGAACCUCACGAACAUAUAGGCAAAAUAAAAUUCUGUACGAGCGCGAGACAUUGCCGCCUGAAAUAUAAAAAUAAUUUAGUUUAUUAUCCCAAAAACAAGAAACUACGGUUUGCUGCGUGCACCAAUAAUACGGAGCUCGUAGAAAAGCUCUUACAAUCGGGUGCAGAUCCUAACAAUGCAGAUGAGCACUUGAGGAGCCCACUACAUUUUGCAGCAUGUAGAGGAUAUACAGAUGUAGUUAAAACACUCCUCAAACACGGUGCUAAUCCUAAUAUUAAAGAUACUCUCGGUAAUACUCCUUUGCAUUUGGCUGCAUGUACAAGCAACAUUCCAGUAAUGAUAGCUUUAUUGGACGCGGGGACAGAUGUCAGUUCAAAUGAUAGAAAUGGCCGCACACCACUACAACUGGCACAAAGCAAGUUGAAACUGAUACAAAUGAAACCUGGCUUCCAUGAAACCAAAGACCUAAUAAAUGAAAUUCGAUUGGUCGUUGAAAUGAUGUUAAAAUAUGUGAAAAUUCAAAAGGCUGAUUCUGGAGACUUGGAAUCUGUGUGUGCAAGAUUGGAAAAAGUUAGUACAAGGGAACAAGUGGACUCUGAAGUCCAGAACAUUCUUGAUAGUCUGGAUUCAUUAAAGUUAAGAUAAAAAGUUUAUAAUAAUUACAAAGACUGUAUUUAAUUUUACAUACAUAUAGUUUAUGAAUUACUUUUGUAAUAGGUUUAUUUCUUUAAGAACAAUAAUAAGUGUAGCUUGCUGUAAUAAUUUCAAUGUAAACAGUUUGCUUAUUGUUAAAUAAGUUGUAAUUUGUUUACAAAUUUAUUUAAAAAGUAAAGGUAAGGUUAUAAAUUACUUGGGUAAAUACUUAUAAAGGAGUUUGAAAUGUUGUGGAUACAAAUUUAAAGGACCAUGCUAAACAAAUCAAAUUAUGGUAAAGUUGUGACAUUUAUAAAAGAUGUUUUAUCUUAGUAAAAUCAUAGAAAACCGGCCACUUUCCAAUUUAUUAGUUAAUUUCUACAGUACAUACUAGAUGUAAGUUUUUUAUAGUGUUUUACCUUGAUUUUAUUAGAGUAAUUAAAUAGUAAUAAAACAGUUGUGCAACCUCAACUUGUUAAAUUGUUUUAUCAAUUAUUAUCAAGUCUAUUGUUACAGUAGACCUAAUUUAUUACAAAGUUCUUCAUUUUACGUAUUAUAUAGAUAAGUAAGUUAAUAAAAUAUUAUAAUUUUAGCUUUCAUUUUGAAAUACAUAAAUGGUUGUGUAUCUAUUUUCCUUUUGCAAUACAAAUUUCCAGGGUUUUCUAGUUCUGCUCAUGUAAUUGAAUAAUUAGCUAAAUAGUUAUCCUAUUUUUGGUUUAAAUCUGUUAUGAAGUAAUAUUCAGUUGUCAAGUCUAAAAUCUGUUGUAAAUAAUAUAUAAAUGUAUUUUGAUUCUUAAUUUUAGAUAUUAUAUAAAAUAUUGAUUGUCAA
Messenger RNA from Colias croceus (clouded yellow), 1763 nucleotides. Its product is annotated as ankyrin repeat domain-containing protein 54-like. Bases 161 to 946 code for a protein of 261 amino acids. The transcript has a single exon. NCBI's taxonomy places the organism in Eukaryota, Metazoa, Arthropoda, Insecta, Lepidoptera, Pieridae. The record is from RefSeq and is a predicted model, not a curated record. Gene Ontology annotation, molecular function: protein binding.